Messenger RNA from Anolis sagrei ordinatus, 1584 nucleotides. Its product is annotated as tubulin alpha-8 chain-like. Gene Ontology annotation, biological process: microtubule cytoskeleton organization; mitotic cell cycle. Gene Ontology annotation, cellular component: microtubule; cytoplasm. Gene Ontology annotation, molecular function: structural constituent of cytoskeleton; GTP binding. The record is from RefSeq and is a predicted model, not a curated record. NCBI's taxonomy places the organism in Eukaryota, Metazoa, Chordata, Lepidosauria, Squamata, Anolidae.
CGUGAAUGCAUCUCAGUUCAUGUUGGCCAAGCUGGGGUUCAGAUUGGCAAUGCAUGUUGGGAACUCUUCUGCCUGGAGCAUGGAAUCCAGCCGGAUGGAACAUUCAAGGAAAAUCCCGUAAACAUCAGCGAUGAUUCCUUUGCUACAUUCUUCAGAGAAACAGGCACGGGAAAGCAUGUGCCAAGGGCCAUCAUGGUGGAUUUGGAGCAAACUGUAGUCGAUGAAGUGCGAUCUGGCACUUACCGACAGCUUUUCCAUCCAGAACAGCUCAUCACCGGCAAGGAAGACGCUGCCAAUAACUAUGCCCGUGGUCACUAUACCAUUGGAAAAGAAAGGAUUGAGAUGGCAUUGGAUCGCAUUCGAAAACUUGCUGACACUUGCUCUGGUCUACAAGGAUUCCUGAUUUUUCACAGCUUUGGUGGAGGCACAGGCUCUGGCUUUACCUCCUUGCUGAUGGAGCGCCUGUCUGUGGACUAUGGCAAGAAGUCCAAACUGGAGUUUGCCAUCUACCCAGCUCCACAGGUUUCCACAGCAGUUGUGGAGCCCUACAAUUCCAUCCUCACCACCCACACCACCUUGGAGCACUCGGACUGUGCCUUCAUGGUAGACAACGAGGCCAUCUAUGACAUUUGCCAUCGUAACCUGGACAUUGAGCGCCCCACUUACACCAACCUGAACCACCUCAUCAGCCAAAUUGUCUCCUCCAUCACAGCUUCCUUGCGCUUUGAUGGUGCCCUCAAUGUGGACCUGACUGAGUUCCAGACCAACCUGGUGCCCUAUCCUCGCAUCCACUUCCCAUUGGUGACCUAUGCACCCAUCAUCUCCUCUGAAAGAGCCUACCACGAGCAGCUCUCUGUAGCUGAGAUCACCACCUCCUGCUUUGAGCCCAGCAACCAGAUGGUUAAAUGCGACCCUCGCCAUGGGAAGUACAUGGCCUGCUGCAUGCUCUACCGUGGUGAUGUGGUGCCCAAAGAUGUCAACGUAGCAAUUGCUGCUAUCAAGACUAAGAGAGCUAUCCAAUUUGUGGAUUGGUGCCCCACUGGCUUUAAGGUUGGCAUCAAUUACCAACCCCCUACUGCAACCCCUGGAGGUGACUUGGCCAAAGUUGAGCGUGCCGUCUGCAUGCUGAGCAAUACCACCGCCAUUGCCGAAGCCUGGGCAAGGCUCAACCACAAAUUUGACCUUAUGUUUGCCAAGAGAGCAUUUGUGCACUGGUAUAUCGGCGAAGGCAUGGAAGAAGGGGAGUUUGUAGAAGCUCGAGAGGAUCUGUCCGCACUGGAGAAGGACUAUGAAGAAGUGGCAACUGACUCCUUUGACACCAUACUUGACAGCGAGGAAGUUUAAGAGUCUGCUCCUCUCUAUGUACCAAAUUGUCUCUAUCUUUUUUCCCCUAUGUUCUUUGACAGCAAGUUUUGGCAUUCAGACCAGGCUGGGUUUCAGCUUAUGUGUUACACUUUGUAGCAAAAUUUGAAACAAUUUCUGUUCCUGGUUUGAAAGUGUUAUUGUACUCCAGAAACUUUGUUUUUGUGACUGCCACAAACUGUGUUGAAUUGGUUGAGAUUUAGAUAUUCCUAUAGCAAAGUG